This is a messenger RNA of Magallana angulata, 816 nucleotides long. RefSeq lists its product as uncharacterized. The record is from RefSeq and is a predicted model, not a curated record. The coding region runs from base 1 to 816 and encodes 271 amino acids. Lineage: Eukaryota; Metazoa; Mollusca; Bivalvia; Ostreida; Ostreidae. The transcript has 4 exons.
AUGAAGUUGUUAGCAGCAAUCUUAUAUUUACAUUGUUGUAUAUUGCUACAUUCUUUCGGACACUUGUUUCCUUCUUCUUUGCGUUUCAUCAAAGAAGGACAUGUGUCGGAAACACCGGAUGUGUGCGUUUUCGAUAUCCGACCCCUUCUCAUCAAAUCUCUUGGAGAAUGCGCAUUGUUUUGUGGAUUGAAUGCACUCUGUAAUGCUUUCGAUUAUUGUUUUCUUAACGGUUUACACACUUGUCGAUUCCGCUAUGGACAAACAACACUGUCAUCCACCACUACACAAUGUGAAGUUUUCGAAAUGACAGCUAACAAAGACUGUUUAGGUGGAUUCUUUUCAAGAUCCGAAGGAAUAUGUAAAAAUAUGACAGUUUUGUCGGAUCUUGCGUUGCGUAAACCUGCCCACCAGUCUUCAAACUUUUACAACUUUACAGCUGAUAAUGCUGUAGAUGGUAACCAUGGUACAGACAUUCAGAAAGACACGUGUACGCACACGGAAUCAAACGACCAUAGUCCUUGGUGGAUGGUAGAUCUACAAACUGUGUAUUCCGUUACAUCUGUCAGAAUAUUCAACAGAGGACUGGAGCAAGACGGAAUCGAUGUGUCAGACCGCCUGCGGAAUGUCUCUGUCACUGUAGGGCUGACAGAAUCAACAGUUAACACUGUAUGUGGUUGCUUUGCUGGUCCGGGUACUCUGUCACAGGUGGUCAUCAUCGACUGUCCGACAUUACCACAGGGGAGAUUUGUAAAGAUCUCCAAAACAACCGAGUAUCUCUCUCUUUGUGAAGUUGACGUGUUUGGAGUCGCCGUAUAA